ACAAUCAGUCGUGAUAAAGGCCAUUUUGUAGUCUAUACAAUGGAUAAGGAGCGUUUUGUGAUUCCCUUGCCGUAUCUCAAGAACAGUAUUUUCCAGCAACUUUUCAAGAUGUCUGGGGAAGAGUUCGGACUGUCAAGUGAUGGGCCUAUAAGAUUACCUGUCAUAAAGGGGGGGAAAUCAAAUAGACCACUUUGCAACACAAUCUUGUUGGUUCAGAGAGGAUUAACUAAGGGUUUGAAGAAAGCAGCGCACAGUUCAAUCACCGCCCAUGUCUGCUCGUCCUACAUUACAAUUUUCCAAGAAGGACAAGCUGAAAAACAGUGGCUCGUCUGUGGAUUCUAA
Hibiscus syriacus is the source of this 342-nucleotide messenger RNA. RefSeq names its product auxin-responsive protein SAUR67-like. The annotation marks the transcript as partial. Lineage: Eukaryota; Viridiplantae; Streptophyta; Magnoliopsida; Malvales; Malvaceae. The record is from RefSeq and is a predicted model, not a curated record. Gene Ontology annotation, biological process: response to auxin. The transcript is spliced from 2 exons.